Molecule: messenger RNA, 846 nt
Organism: Armigeres subalbatus
Lineage: Eukaryota; Metazoa; Arthropoda; Insecta; Diptera; Culicidae
Product: 26S proteasome non-ATPase regulatory subunit 10-like
Exons: 3
Coding region: 110-796 (228 amino acids)
Molecular function (GO): protein binding
Source: RefSeq, a predicted model, not a curated record
AUUUGGCAGUUUCAGAAGCAACAAAACUUAAAAAUCAUCUUGCUACUGCUUCGAGAGCGGUUGACUGUUUUAAGUUUUGUGUCAAUUUGUGAAUUAUUAUUUGAAUAUCAUGGCCAAAGUAAAAGAAAUGACUAUGUACGACCUGGCCCAGCAGGAUUAUCAAGUGCUUGAGGAAAUGAUUUCCAAAGAUCCCUCGCUCAUUACCAAAAAGGAUACGAACGAACGCUUCCUACUGCACUGGGCUGCAUUGGGUGGGCGCGAUUUGCUGGUGGAAGAGCUACUCAAAAGGACACCGGACCAAUUGGAAGCAACGGACGAUACCAAUGCAACUCCGCUGGUCCUGGCCACACUCGGAGGUCAUCUGAGCACCGUUCGAAUGCUACUGGCCAAAGGAUCGAACAUCAAUCACAAAAACUGGCAGGGACACUCGUCCUUGCAGUACGCCUGCUCCAAGGGACACACGGAGAUUGUGAAAUUUCUAGUGGAGCAUGGGGCGGACAUCAACAUAACGGACAAUCGCAACGACACCUCGCUUCAUCGGGUGGCUUCGCAGGGCCGAACGGAGAUUCUGCAGUACCUGGUCGAGCACAAGGCUCAGGUGAACGUUCAGAAUGCGGAGGGAAAUACGCCGCUGCAUUUGGCGUGCGAAGACGAGCAGAGUGCCUGCGCCAUGCUGCUGGUGGAGCAUGGCGCUUCCGGCACCGUUGAGAACAAGGAGAAGAAAACACCGCUGGAUCUGGCGCGGCCGGGCUUGGGAAGGAACCUGAAGAACAAACUUGGCAUUUCGAAUGAAUAAAAUGAGUUUUUUGUAUGUAUGGAUUGAAUCAAUUAGACUGUAACCAUGAU